AUGGAGAACAGCAAGCCAGUGAAAGAGGUGCCCCCCCUGCCGCGUCACCCUGUCUCACUUCAUGUGACCUCUUCCUCUCUGACCCCUAAUUCCACUUCAAAAAAACAAACCACAGGCUCCAUCCAGCACGUACAGGUGGCCUCCUCAGUGGUGACUUCGUUCAACCAUCUGAAGCCUCCAGAGAGGGAUCUCACCCUGAUGUCUCAGAUGAAGUCUAUCAAGUCUCUGAGGCACGCGGGUUUUACUGCGGUCUUCACUGGACAAACGAGACUUGACAUUGAGGAAGCUUUAGAGGAGGUACCAAUCUUUGAUGUGAUCCUGGCCGACAUCGACUCCCUGGUGCCCACUCACGAUGAAGCCGGCCGUCCCAUAGCAGAGUGGAAACGACAGGUGAUGGUGCGGCAGCUGCAGGUCAGGCUGCAGGAUGAGGAGGAACAGAGGAGACAGGACAUGACUAAUGGCUACCCACCAGUGGAUGGCUGGAAGUACUCUCAAGCCCACAACGCUGUCUUGGGGCCUUUCGGUGAGCUCCUAACUGAGGACGACCUGGUGUAUCUGCAGCAGCAGAUCGAGACUGUUUCACUGCAGAAGCGCUGCCAGGCCUAUGAACUGGAGCUGACUAGGCUGACUGAGGAGCUGAGGACCAUUUUACCUGAUCCCAUUGUCAACAUCUCCCUUAACAAAGAGGUCCUACAGCAGAUGGACGCAGAGGGAAAAAUGCGCCUGACUUUGCCGGUCUGGUGCAGUCGUGUUUCAGAGAUUGUCAAGAGUAUGUCUUUGCUGGUGGCUAAUCUGACCCAAACCACAGAAGAUGGGGGUGAGAGGAGAAUAGUGGAAGGCAUGAUGGAGGAAAUGAAGGGGUUGCAAGGAAUAAAAGGUAGUUCAGGAAUUGAUUUAGGCCAGGGAUUUGUGCAACAAGGCCAAGAAACGGUGCCAGCACCUGUGGAGACCUCUAGUGGAUGUAGGAUACCUCACAUAGGUAUGGCAUCUGCUUUUAGCCAUCGUUUGGAGACCAACAGCUACAGCAGAGCACGGAGAGAGAGGGUGGAGAGGGAGAUUCAGCAGUCUGGAGUGUCAGUCAGAAACCUCAGAUCCAACUUCGAAGGUCAGAUUGGUGGCAUUUAUCCCUUCGCUGGGGUUCUGAAAGGAGGCCAGGGGUUGAAGAACCAGGUACUGGCUUCAGGGGGAAACAAACAAGAUAACAGCACAGGCCUCAACUGUGAGUUGAGCCAUUGCGAAACUCCUAAAAAACUUAUACCUGUGAUGGAGACUACCAGCUUAAGGAAAGAGCGCAUAGUGGUGCUGUUCCUGAGCCACUGGAAGAAGUCUGCGUAUGCUAUUUCAGUGAGAGCAGCGAGACACAGACAGGGACAGGAGGCUGCAUCAGGGAGAGCGACAGCAGCACCACCCCAACAGAGAAUCACCUCCAUGUUUCAGUUCUGCCAACAACUAGGUGCUGUGGACAAGAUACUAAACUCCUGGAGAAAUAAACUAGAACUCAAAGAGGGGCAAAAGUCCUGUUUGUCGUCCUCUAACUCCCAAAAUCCACUCUCUCAAGUUACCUACUCCCCAGAGCAAUUCCUGCCCGAUGUGGACGGUGUUGCAGUGAGCCACGACAGCUUGACCCUUGACCUCUUCAUGCUGGGAUACUUCCACAUCUUAGAGCAAGAACUGUUGCCUGAGGAGAGGAAGAUGAGGCAUCUACUCUGCUUUGAAGUCUUUGACCAUGUUGGCAGUUUCCCCUGGGAGACGGUGCGGGACUUCCACAAGGCCGUUCUCCGGGAAAUCCAGGCCGGGAGCCGACAGUGGAGCGACGGCUUCGAGGACAUCAAAGUUCACUUCUUUGGGGACUCAAGACCAUGCUGCAGUCCAUCAUUACCACCACCGUCAUCAUCAUCAUCAUUGUUGCCAGAUUCCAGACUGGUACCCAAAGUUGUAGUUCAAACUGCUACUCCAGAUGAGUGUAGCAGUGAGACAGACUUCUCCUGUUUCAACAAUGAAGACAUUUGUAAAUACAUUGACCGCAGCUUUGCUUUCUGGAAAGAGAAGGAGGCAGAGCUGUUUGAUUUUGAACAUUAGUCUUAAUGGGUAAUU
Xiphias gladius (swordfish) is the source of this 2094-nucleotide messenger RNA. RefSeq names its product espin like b (gene espnlb). The record is from RefSeq and is a predicted model, not a curated record. Gene Ontology annotation, cellular component: cytoplasm. The transcript is spliced from 5 exons. NCBI's taxonomy places the organism in Eukaryota, Metazoa, Chordata, Actinopteri, Istiophoriformes, Xiphiidae. Gene Ontology annotation, biological process: actin filament bundle assembly. The coding region runs from base 1 to 2079 and encodes 692 amino acids. Gene Ontology annotation, molecular function: actin filament binding.